This is a messenger RNA of Syngnathoides biaculeatus (alligator pipefish), 4298 nucleotides long. RefSeq names its product cysteine-serine-rich nuclear protein 1b (gene csrnp1b). The transcript has 5 exons. The coding region runs from base 444 to 2120 and encodes 558 amino acids. Gene Ontology annotation, molecular function: DNA-binding transcription factor activity, RNA polymerase II-specific; sequence-specific DNA binding. Lineage: Eukaryota; Metazoa; Chordata; Actinopteri; Syngnathiformes; Syngnathidae. Gene Ontology annotation, cellular component: nucleus. Gene Ontology annotation, biological process: regulation of transcription by RNA polymerase II. The record is from RefSeq and is a predicted model, not a curated record.
CUGCUGCGCGUAAUUCAGUCACGCAGGACGAGGAAGAGGCGGAGGCAGGAAGCAGCGUGGGCCGCCUCCUCUGCCGUGUGUCACGGCCUGCGUCACAGCCACACGCCGGGAGGGAGUUUUCCACUGACGAGAGAGAGAGAGAGAGAGAGAGAGAGAGAGAGAGAGAGAGAGAGCGAGGCGGAAAAAAAAAAAAAAGCCACCGCUCGUCGCCACUGUGCACCAGACAAGGGGACGCGCUCGAGCCGGACGGAGGCAGACAAAAGCCCGGGGACUCGCUCGAGAGAUUCGUGCCCGCGGUGGUGUCGAAGGGUCCAAGCAGGUUGCGCUUUAUGGUUUCGCACCAUCCACCCCCCCCCCUCUCUCCCCCCACGGAUUAAUCCCAUGAUUUGCCACUCAUGCUGAUCGGACAGUCGCACACUUGCUGAUACGCCACGCUCGCCGCCAUGAGCGGUCUUCUCAAGAGGAAGUUCGAGGAGGUGGGCGAGGACCCGUGCUACUCGUCGCCCUCGCCCUCCUCGCUCUCGUCGGCUUGCUCCACCUGGGACUCCGAGGGCGAGAGCUGCUACUCGGACACCCUGGAUUCCGCCCCCAGCGGGCCCGGCUCUCCGGCGACGCAUUUCAACACGACGUCCAUCCUCAAGAAAUCUAAGCGGGCGCGCCAGAGCAACGUGACCUUCGACCAGGUGACGGUCUUCUUCUUCCCGAGGUGCCAGGGCUUCACCAGCGUGCCCAGCCGCGGCGGCUGCACCCUGGGCAUGACGCCGCGGCACAGCGCGCGCCGCACGUACACGCUGGCCGAGUUCGCCGCCGAGCAGCGGCUCCUGCGCCGGGAGAAGCUGCUCAACCGGCGGCGGGAAGAGAAGCUGGAGGCGCUUAAAUUGAAACUGACCAAAAACGGAACCCAAGACAGCGAAGAGGCCGAGCGGCUGACCGUGGACGACAUCCCCGAGCGGGACGUGGACGGCGGCGGCGCCGACCUGGAGGAGGGCUCCUUCCUCCAGCCGUACCCGUCCAAGCGGCGCUAUGCUCUGCUCAAGGCCGCCGGCGUCAAGAAAGUGGACAAGGAGGAGAAGAGGCAGCUGCACGAGCUGCGGAUCUCCAGGGAGCGCUGCGGAUGCGACUGCCGGGGGUUCUGCGAGCCCGAAACCUGCGGCUGCAGCCUGGCCGGCAUCAAGUGUCAGAUGGACCACUCGUCGUUCCCGUGCGGCUGCACGAAAGACGGCUGCGGCAACACGGAAGGCCGCAUCGAGUUCAACUCCACCCGGGUGCAGACGCACUACAUCCACACCAUCAUGAAGCUGGAGCUGGAGAAGCGGCUGGAGGAGCAGUCGAGCACCGAGGAGGAGGCGGCGACGGCGCCGGCGGAGGCCAAGGCGACAACCCCCCCCGCGCACUCCUUCCCCUUCAGCUCCGAGCUGGCGUCGGCCGGCGACAACAGCUGCAGCAGCGACAUGACGGACUUGUCGGACUCGUCGGCCCAGAGCGACGACUCCGAGGGCGGCGGGAGUCCGUGCGGCCGGCGGACCCCGCUGGACGUGGACGAGAGAGGCCUGAGCCGCAUCCUCAGCUUCAACGACGCGGAGAACGGGGACGCCGCGGAUCAAGAUGCUCGCUCCCGGCAGGCGGCGGCGGCGAUGGAGACGUUCAGCAGCUUCAGCAUGGCGGACUUUGCGGACGAGAAUGACAACAUCGACGCGGCGCUGCUGGACAAUCGGUCCGUCUCCGAACUUUUGGACGAGAACGCCAACCAGGGCAACGGACUUUUCCACAGCGGCAGCGUCCCGCACACGCCCUCGCCCACCGUGGACCGCUCGGCCAGCUACAACAUGGACCUGAGCCUGUCCUCGGAGUCGGACCUGGAGUUCUUCGACGGCUUCCCCUGCCUGGGGCCCAGCUCGCUCUACAACUCGCUCAAGGAGUACGAGCACAUGGACAACUUUUUCCACUUCCAGCUGCCGAACUACCCGAGCCUGCCGGCGUCCGGCGACCCGGGCACCUGCCUGCUGGAGUCCCUCAUCGGGCUCUCCGAGUCCGUCCCGGAACCGCCCGCCGCCUUUACGGACAAUCAGAUGUUGGAAGAAGCCAUGAAGCUGUCCGUCAUGGAGUCUGUGAAAGUUUGACUGUCGAUGGACGCCACUCACAAAAAGUCGGGGGUCUCGAGCCUUUGGGUCAAGGAUUUUGUCAUUCAGUUCCUUCUUAUUUGCAUCCUGAAACUGCAGCCCAAAGUCCAAAAUCCCAAACUUUUAGUGAGUCGUGUGAAAACUGCGGCAAGAGGUACUUGUCGGAAUUUUGGAGUUAGCUGUGAUCUUGUUCUAAUUCAUCUUCUUUGCCUGAAGUCCAAACUUGCCUUCAAUGAGUUUGGGAACUAACGCGAAGGACCCGCGGACACCAAAACAACGCCAAGAGAACUCUGAACCAAACCCAAGAACGGGAACAGGAACGAGCCGUAACAACGCAGCUGAAUGUGCACCUCAGGGAAUAAUUUUUUUUUCGUUUUUUUUUUUUUUCGAGGUUUUCGGACCCUUCCACCUUUCCUCGAGAAGGUGGGGGGUCCCAUUCUUCUUCUGUGGAAUCCUCAAGCUAAGUGGACUCCCGAGAGGCUCGCAUGGUACAAAAAAAAAAAAAGGAAAUAAAUCGCGCUCGAUCAGCACUUUAUCUGUACUCAAAGGCAUCGUUUUGGUCGCGUGGGGUAAAUUAUAAACGUUCUCGGCUCAAUUAUUACCAAGCUGUACUUUUUUUUUUUUUUUUUUUCUCCGUCACAUAACUUAUUUCCUGCAAGAAUUUUUUUAAUUUAUUUUACAUUCGAGAAGCACUGUGCUUUCAUUUCUUUCGCAACCGUCAAGUGCAAUCGUCCUCAUGAGUUUUUUUUUUCCAUUAUUUUAAUAUCUAUUUGCUGACUAACUUAUCUCACAAGUUAUUUUAUUAUUUUGGCAAUUUAAAAAAAAAAUGGAGCCGUAGAAGCAGAGCGAGUAAACUGUGGAAAUCUCCCUUUAAGGAUCGCUAAAUUAUGCGAUUUAUUGUAUUGUAACCAGAAAGAAGGGCGGGAAAAAAUUACUAAUAUUUUGUAACUAAUUUAAUUAAGUAGGAUGACAGCAAAAAAAAAGAGAAUUCUAAUGAAAUCACAGACAAAUUGAAUAUUUUAUUAAGCGGAAACAUUUUCAAUCAGAGGACAAACUUUACGAGAUAUGAACUAUUAUCACAUUUACGGGCUAAAGUAUUUUUCAUGGGCAGUUUUGAACAUGGCGCCGCCCCGAAAAAGAUCAAUUUGAUUGUAUUCUGAAUUAUCCUUGGAAGUCUGUGACUCGUGUUGGUUACAGCAUUUUUUUAAAUCUUUUUUUUGGGGGGGGGAGAAUGGGGGAGUUUGCUGGAUAAAAAUUGCAUAUAUUAUACAAUUUUUAUCACACUGCAGAAUUCCCCCCACCCCCCAAUGCGGAGAAGUUGCCUCAUUUUAAAGGGGACAUAUUAUGUAGAUUUGCUUUUCCACAAUUUAAAACACUUUUUGUGUGUCUUUGAGGGGGAAAAAAAGUGAAUAUUUGGGGGUGAAUAUUUCCAUACUAUGUUCCCUUUUAAAAUAGUUUCUGAACAGCCGGCGAGGGAGGAUUCAUGCGACAGGGGGCGCCAGAGAGUCACUGUACAUAUCACACCCAUGUUCUGCAACUUGUUUUCAGCAGCCUUUCGGGGCAGGGGGAGGGAACACGCGGCAAGCAGGCUGCAGGAGAGGAUAUUUUGGCGCGGCCCGGCCCGCCACGCGGUUCUACAAUAUGUGCAUUAUAUUUUUCCAUAAAUGUCCUUCAAUCCACGCUCCCCCACCGCUGCGUCCCAGUUUAAUGCAUGCAGGUCCCUACUUGCUGAAUUAACUGUAUACUUUUGAAAAGUGCAACAAAUGGGAAUUUUUUUUUUUUUAGGGGGGGGGUCUUUUUUGUUUGUUUUUGUAUUAAUUUGAAAAUCCAUCCGAUGAUGCCAAUGCUGAGUUCUCCUGUACAAAGAAACAUUCUGAAACAUGGCAGCAGUGAGUGUUUUGUCAAUGUCAUGAAUUAAUGGGACUGCUUUUACCCCACCCCCCCUCGCCCCUUCUCAAUUUCAAAGAACGUGUCUUACAUUAUUUUGAAGAAAAAAAAAUUCAGGCCUUUGUUGCGUAGUAUGUACAUAUUUCCGCUUCGGCGCUCCCCGCAGAGCCCACGAAAGCUGCUUUCUUUUCUACGUACUCACACUUUAACCUGCUGUUUGACAGUCUUUUCAUGCAAGCCAUUUUGACAGCCUGUCCCCUCGAUAUAAUAAAACAUUUUCUAUAUGCUCGA